Hirsutella rhossiliensis is the source of this 249-nucleotide messenger RNA. Its product is annotated as AN1-like zinc finger domain-containing protein. Bases 1 to 249 code for a protein of 82 amino acids. Gene Ontology annotation, molecular function: zinc ion binding. The transcript is spliced from 3 exons. Lineage: Eukaryota; Fungi; Ascomycota; Sordariomycetes; Hypocreales; Ophiocordycipitaceae. The record is from RefSeq and is a predicted model, not a curated record.
AUGCCGCUGUGGACAUGUGAUUUUGAGCGCUGCCGCAGACCGGCUGUCCGCACUCUCGGCGAUUGCGUGCUUUGCAACCGCCAUCUAUGUUCCAACCAUCUUCAACCUGAGCUCCACAGCUGCCCCCGGUGGGAGGAUGCAGAUGCCUACGAUCCUGCCGCCCGGGAGGCUGAAGAGCUCAUUUACGCCAAGGCAUACCCUGUUCUACCCCCCCGCUUCGGUAUGACAGAGCAACGCGAAGUUCUGUGA